AAGCAAUCUUCUUCACGACAUAUUCAACUCCCAACCACUUCCAAAAUCCUUCCAUCUCUCCACUGUCACCGGCGUCGGAAGCCUAACGCUCGAAAUUUCGCCGGAGAUCCAUUCAAGUUAGUACAGAAAAAGGAGAAUAUCUAAACGAAAUGGUGUGCUUCUGCUUUUUAGUGGACCAAACUCGACAAGUGAGGCGCUGCAAGCCUGCGGCGGGGCUUUGUUCACGGUGCGGCGGCGGAGCUAGUGUCGCAGAUAUGAAGACCGCCACCAGGUUCUGCUAUGUUCCGUUCUACUGGAAAUCGUGGAAAGCUAUUAUGUGUACUUUCUGUGGCGCCAUUCUUAAAACUUACUAGUGAUUUGAUUUGAUUGAUUAGGGCUAUAAUAUACUGAAGAAAUCAAUUAUUUAUUGAGAUCGAUUUAAACUUCCUCUAAUCCAAUCUCUUGAAGUUUAUGAAACAUAUUUGUUGAUUUUAUUAUUUUCAUCACUGUUUAGAAUCGUAAUCAGCUUCGAUAAAUUCUAAAUAAAUUUGAACUUUGAAGGAGA
This is a messenger RNA of Lactuca sativa (garden lettuce), 544 nucleotides long. RefSeq lists its product as uncharacterized. The record is from RefSeq and is a predicted model, not a curated record. Lineage: Eukaryota; Viridiplantae; Streptophyta; Magnoliopsida; Asterales; Asteraceae.